This is a messenger RNA of Caenorhabditis bovis, 369 nucleotides long. The record is from the annotation of a GenBank genome assembly. NCBI's taxonomy places the organism in Eukaryota, Metazoa, Nematoda, Chromadorea, Rhabditida, Rhabditidae.
AUGUCGCAAUUCGCCCUCGUCGCGCUUAUUCUCGCCGCGUUCAUCAUCCCAAACGUCGAUUCGAUUCGAUGCUAUGACUACACCAAAUCCAGUGUCGCCAAGAAUGCCAUGAAGACAUGGAUUGACUGCCCGGCUGAGGCGCAAUACUGCUACAAGAGCUAUUUGGAGACAAGAGAUUUCAACGACGACAAGACGUGGGUGGAAGGAAGAGCCUGUGGAACACCGAACCUCUGCAUUGUAAAUGGCUGCGUCGGAUCGAAGACCGAUAAGGCGUGCUGCUGCCGCGACGAGCUGUGCAACUCAUCAUCGACGAGCAAGAUCCUCGCCUCGCUGCUCACUAUCAUCGCGUUUUUCGCAUUGAAAAACUAA